Molecule: messenger RNA, 2831 nt
Organism: Musca domestica (house fly)
Lineage: Eukaryota; Metazoa; Arthropoda; Insecta; Diptera; Muscidae
Product: F-box/LRR-repeat protein 7
Exons: 3
Coding region: 239-2335 (698 amino acids)
Biological process (GO): SCF-dependent proteasomal ubiquitin-dependent protein catabolic process
Cellular component (GO): SCF ubiquitin ligase complex
Molecular function (GO): protein binding
Source: RefSeq, a predicted model, not a curated record
GUUUGCAACAACAACACCAGCAACAUAAUAAUAGAACUUUGCUGUUGUCAAUGGGAAAGAAUGCAAAAGUUGAAUUACAAUGAACAUUAACUGAAUGAGUUGGUUACUGCAGAACAAUUAUAUGGCAUUUGUUGACGAAAACAGCUUCUAACCGUGUAAUUGUAAAUCUGAGUUAAUAGAUCAACGUUCAUUUGCGGUAGCCGUUUUACAGAAUCAUCAAUUUCUGGUCUAAAAAUAAAUGGAGAACCUCACGAGCGAUGGCAUAAUGGACUACAACGAUUAUGAUUGGUCACCAAAUUAUGGCAACUUGCCUAUGGAGAUAAUUUUGCACAUAUUCCAAUAUUUACGUCACUCAGAUCUACAGGCCGCUGGAGCUACGUGUGUACGUUGGCGCGAAGCACUUUUCAUUGGCGAAUUCAAUCGCAACAUACAAGUUCAUUUCGCUAAAGUUUGCCUUUCUGACCGAUUACCACCGGCGAAACAUUUCCUAAAAUGUCAGAGGCCAUAUCGAUCCUUUUGUUUGGAAGAGGUUACAUUUGGUCAAGCUCAGAAUCUUUUGGAAAAAAUUGGGCACACGGCUGUUGAAAUAAUAUUUGAUAAUGCAGACAUCGGGGACAAGCAAUUCUACGCUUUUAUGCAGCAGCUGACAAAAUUGGAGUCUCUAACAGUGACUCGUUGCUCGCCACUCUUUAUGUCUGGUUCGUUUUUAGAAGGCAACACUGCAGAUGUGGCUUGCGGUUUUGCGAAUGUUCGCCACCUCUCCUUAAAGGAUAAUCAGUACCUUUCGGAUGCAAUACUUUUACGUUUGACUUCGUUGAUAAAAAAGUUGGAAUCGUUUGAUAUGUCAGGAUGUCACAUAGCAUAUCACAACGCUAUUCAUAGACGAUUUUAUCCCAAUGACUCUAUGUCAAAUAAUCCCAGCGAGUCAAUAUUAACAUUCAAAUUUAUUGCGAAAGUGGCUAACAAUCAUAGAAAGCACUUGAAAGAACUUAACCUUAGUCAUACCAUGAUGAGUGGGCCAGCAUUACAAUCUCUAGCGCCCAGUGAAAAUGAUGAGUUUGGUCUCAAUCUCGAAAAGCUGUACUUAACGGGUUGCCAACAAAUCAAUACGAGUGGGAUCAAGCAAUUUCUGCCAUCUCAGUCUAAUCUAGUAACUUUAGAUUUGGCUGACACACUUUGUGUAAACGAUGAUUGUUUGGCAUGCAUUGUAAGUUCACUGACCCAGUUGAAAGUGCUGAAUGUUGCUGGAUGUGCUGGCAUAACUAAUGCAGGAGCCAUUCUGUUGGCGGACGCAAGCCAUCUUCAAGAUUUAAAUAUAUCUCGGUGUGAUGGCAUUACAACAGAUGGACUAGCCAACGGCAUUGCCAGGCAACCAAAUCAUGUAUUACGGCGCCUCAACAUGUCCAAUCUAAUAGUUUGUGAAGAAGGCAUUAUGUGCAUAGCACGAAAUUGUCCUGAAUUAAGGGUACUGAAUGUCGGUCAUUGUGUUAAUGGGGUCACCGAUGAAUCAGUUCAAUGUAUUAUCCAACACCUCCGCUGGCUAAGAGAACUCUCACUGGAGGAUUGCUUUCGUCUUACAGAUGCAGCUCUCACCGGUAUAGACAUGUCAAAGCUGGAAAUGAAGAGUUCAGCGAGCUCCUCGUCCAUAGGUACAUUAGAAAAUUUUCAUCCGACUCCUCCAUCAUCACUGCACGAACUAGAGGCAAUCCGAUCUUCAUCGCCGCAUUCUAUGAAAAUAUCUUUGCGUAGCAAAGCCGAAGAAGAUAUUGUAAGAGAUGCUAAUCGCAAACGUGCAUUGUUUGCCGUUUACGAAUUAAAUCUAGUUGAUGAUGCCACAGUUGAUGGUUACAGCAUACAACAGCUUAGGGGCUUGCGAUCACUUAACCUAAAGGGCUGCAAUAAAAUAUCUGAUGUAUCUCUUAAAUACGGUCUCAAAUUGGUUGAAUUGCAACGGCUUUGCUUGUCGUAUUGCCAGCAAAUUUCUUCACUUGGAAUGGAAGCGUUGGUAUUAAAUUGUCCAUCUAUCGAAGAAUUAGAUUUAUCGGAUUGUUACAACAUCAAUGACAAAACAAUGCAACUGGUCACUGCCAAAUUAAAACGACUGCGUUCACUCCACAUAAGCGGUUGUUCUCAACUUACUGAGCAUAGUUUGGAUGCAAUCCUGGUUAAUUGUAAAUGCCUGCAGACUCUUUCGGCUUACCGCUGUCGCAGCAUGUAUGUGGCCAUUGAAGAUCGUCUAUCAGUUUUGCCAACAUUGCGCAAUUUAAAUGUGGAAAAUUCAAGGAAUUUUGAUAAUGGCGACAUUUUUCGAUUAAAGAAGAGGCUUGACUACUGAUAUUUUGCGGCUAUUUUUGUUGUUUUUGUAUUGUAUUACUUUCAGUUAUAUGGAUUUCACUAAUCCUCUAAAUGAGUGUGGUAUAUAGCCAUGACAAGGAGACGUCUGUAGAUGUAUAUGAAUAUGUUUGUCAUCAAUGAAAUUUGGGAGCAUAAAUACAUAGAUGUAUAGUAUUUUUUUCGGUCAGAACUUGGAAUUGUACUGAUGCUUUAACAAUUAACUGUGAUUAAAAUAUAGUAAAUAUCUAGGCCUAAAUCUAAAUAGCAAGAAUUAUUUCUACAUUUUUGUUCAUUUAAUUCAUUAUAUUUACUAAUAUGUUUACAUAUUUAUGAUCAUCGUCAUAAAUAUUAAGCUGUGUCGUAUAUUAUAAUCAUGUUGUUCUUCUGUAUAUUACUGAAAAAUUGUGCAAUCAUCAAUUGUAUUGAGAAAUAAAUGUUAAUGUGAUAACUGAACUUGUUGAUAUGUUAAUAAAAUUGUUUGGAAUUAUGAUCAUUCA